Molecule: messenger RNA, 1346 nt
Organism: Bacillus rossius redtenbacheri
Lineage: Eukaryota; Metazoa; Arthropoda; Insecta; Phasmatodea; Bacillidae
Exons: 2
Coding region: 145-675 (176 amino acids)
Source: RefSeq, a predicted model, not a curated record
AGUCAGGACUCACAGCUCCCGCCUGAGACAUGGCAGCGCUCCUGAAAGUGACCCUGUUGCUGUCCGUGGUGCUCGCCACGGCGAAGGCCCAGUUCGGCGGUGAGCGGCGACCGCCAGCUCAGGGCGUGCCCGGAGCUCCAGAGGAUGCUCUGCAAAGAGAGUUCGGGGUGGAAAGAAGGCAAGCAGGCUUCGGAGAGCAAGAAAGCUUCGAUGGACCAGGCAACCGUCAGUCAGGAGGUGGAUUCGGAAGGCAGUUCCCACAAGGAGGUGGCUUUGGAAAUCAAGGUUCGCAAGGCGGGUUCGGAGGACAAUUCGGUGGUGGCAGACCAGGAGGUUCAAAUCAACAAGGAGGUUUUAAUGGCCAAGGAGGUUUUGGAGGACAAGGAAAUAGGCCGCAAGGUGGGUUUGGAGGACAAUUUGGUUCUGGAAGACCAGGAGGUUCAAAUCAACAGGGUGGUUUUAAUGGCCAAGGAGGUUUUGGAGGACAAGGGAAUAGGCCGCAAGGCGGGUUUGGAGGACAAUUUGGUGGCAGACCAGGAGGUUCAAAUCAACAAGGAGGAUUUAAUGGCCAAGGAGGUUUUGGAGGACCAGCAAACAGGCCGCAAGGAGGUAGCUUUGGAGGUCAGAAUCAGCCUGGUAGCUUUGGUGGACGACCAGGUUUUGGACGGUCGAUAAUGAAACCAGAAGCAAGUGGGAUAAGAAGUCAGAGUCAGCAAGGAGCGUUUGGAAACUUGGAAAGUAGGUUGCCGAGAUCAGGAUUUGAAGAUCAACGGCCACAAGGAGAUUUUGAAAGUCAAGGUGAAUUUGAAGGUCAAGGAGCAAGACCUAGUCGAGAAUUUGGAGGUCAAAUAGCUAUACCUAAUGAAGAAUUUAGAGGCCAAAACAGUGGUUCGCAAGUUCGAUUUGGAAGGCCAGGUGAAUUUUGAAGCCAGAUAAAUAAAUUGUUGCUUUAGUUUAAAGUGUUCUAUUUAAAGUUAGUUAUUGUGAUAUGUUAUACUUAUUUGCAACAUUCAUUUAAAUUUUUUUGCCAACAUACGGAAGCUAAUUAUUUUGUUUAAUUUUUUAUAUACCAACAUUUUAAAAAUGUUAUAAAAGUGUUAUUAUGUAGAUACUUUAAACUAUGAACUUUGUAUGGUAACAAUUUCAUUGUGCCACAGAAUUGUGGAAUAUUUUUGCUAACCAUCUUCAUAUAUACAACUAAAUAAACGUUUCAAAAAAGUUUGAUAUGUUUAACUCUAAAUAUAAGAAAAAUUAAUCAGUGGCUUAAAGUGGAUGUAUUAUAAAAUUUAAGGAUAUAAUUUAUAUGUUUUAAGAAGUGUUAUUAAACAUUUCACAAUGACACAAUA